Messenger RNA from Fusarium odoratissimum NRRL 54006, 2942 nucleotides. RefSeq lists its product as uncharacterized. Lineage: Eukaryota; Fungi; Ascomycota; Sordariomycetes; Hypocreales; Nectriaceae. The transcript has 2 exons. Gene Ontology annotation, molecular function: guanyl-nucleotide exchange factor activity. The record is from RefSeq and is a predicted model, not a curated record. Gene Ontology annotation, cellular component: cytoplasm. The coding region runs from base 475 to 2226 and encodes 583 amino acids.
CGAUGGAACGUUCAUUUCAUCAAUAUGCCAGCGGUGAAUCGCGUAUCGGCAGAUGAGAUGAACAAUUGCAAAGCUCUCGAUUCACCGCCUUUGAAAGCUCUGCUCCUCUGGCUCGUAACUGGGAAAUUUGUCCGGCAGAAAAACCACUAGCGCAAUUGGAACUGGCUGACAGCUUCCGGGCGGUGACACCCAAUCCAGGCUUCACCCCCUGUUCAGCCCGCAAAUGAUCACUGCCCCAGCGCGGUCAGAUCAGCUUUUUUUUCCCUAUUGUUCAUCAAAGGGUAGAAAAUCCACCCACUUUCUUUAUUGUCGCGCUCUUCCCAAGCUUGAUCUUAUCAUCAAUACCAUCACUUCAUCAAGUUUUGCACUUUUUGAUCUCGUCAAUCAAGCUUCUUAUUUGAGCAAAAAGCAACUGUCGCGCGUCACACAUACACACACACACACAACAAAUCAUCAGGUCACAAAUCCUACGCGAUGGCGCCACGAGCCAAAGCAGCUGCUGCCACCAAGGCCGCAGCGCCCAAGAAGGCCACCACAGCUGCCGCUGCUAAGAAGGAGACCAAGACUACAAAAGCUGCUGCCAAGAAGGCUGAGCCUGCUGCCACGAAUGGCGCCACGAAGAAGCGCAAGGCUCCCGAGGAAGAGUCUGAGCCAGAGCAGGAGGAAGAUCGCAAGACAAAGAAGUCCAAGACCACAGAACGCGUCGUAAAGCCCGCUGUCAAGCCCGCCCCAAAGACCAAAGCCGCUGCUACAAAGGCCAAGACAACGACACGAGCAAAGACCGAAGAGGCGGAGGAGAAGCCUGCUGUUAAGAAACCCGGUCGUCCUGCUGGAACAAAGGCCGAGCCCAAGAAGAAGUCCGAGUUUCCUGCGAUCGGAAAGAAGCUCAACGACGCGCCCACUCAGAUCCUCGAUGUCUACGUCUUUGGCGAGGGUUCAUCCGGCGAGCUUGGUCUUGGAAGCAAGCGCGUCAACAACAAGAAGCCAAUCGACGUCAAGCGUCCCCGACUCAACGAUAACCUCUCUGCCGCCAACGUCGGCGUUGUCCAGAUUUCUUGCGGUGGCAUGCACGCUGUCGCGUUGACGCACGAUAACAAGAUCUUGACAUGGGGUGUCAACGAUCAAGGCGCGCUUGGUAGAGAUACAAACUGGGAUGGAGGUCUUCGCGACAUGGACAAGUCAGAAGACUCUGACUCGGAGGAUGAGGACGAUACUGGUAUUAACCCCAUGGAAAGCACACCGACAGCUGUUUCCGACGAGCAUUUCGCUCCCGGCACCAAGUUUGUCCAGGUUGUCGCGAGUGACAGCGCCAGUUUCGCCCUCACAGAAGAUGGUCGAGUCUACGGCUGGGGAACCUUCCGAUCCAGCGACGGCAUCCUCGGCUUCUCAGAGACCAUCAAGGUCCAGUCCACUCCCCUCAUGAUCCGCGACCUCAAGAACAUCAAGGCCCUCGCUGCCGGUUCCAACCACAUUCUCGCUCUCGACCACAAGGGCAACGUCGUUGCUUGGGGCUGCGGUCAACAGAACCAGCUCGGCCGCCGUAUCAUCGAGCGCAACAAGAUGUCCUCCCUCAUUCCCCAGGGUGUUGGUCUGCCUCGAGGCAAGAUUGCCAAGAUUGCUUGCGGUUCUUAUCACAGCUUUGCCAUCGACAAGAGCGGUCAGGUUUAUGGCUGGGGUCUUAACAACUUUGGCGAGAUUGGUGUUGAGUCGAAUGCUGGCGAGGAUGAUGCUGUUAUCCUUCGACCUGCUAAGCUUACAUACCUCGAUGAUUACAACAUUACUGAGAUUGAUGGUGGCGAGCACCACUCCCUUGCUUGCUCCGACAAGGGUGAUCUCCUGACCUGGGGUCGUGUCGAUGGUUACCAAGUCGGCUUCGAGUUCGACAAGUUGUCUGAGGACAACACCAUCUACGACGAGCGAGGCAACGCUCGUAUUCUCUUCAAGCCUACUAUCCAGCCUGACGCCAAGGACAUCGUCGCCGUCGCCGCCGGCACCGACAACAACUUCGCCAUCGCCUCCGACGGCAAGGUCUACUCAUGGGGCUUCUCCAGCAAUUACCAAACCGGCCAAGGCACAAUCGACGACAUCCACACUCCCACUCUGAUCGACAAUACCGCCAUCCGCGGCAAGAAGAUCAUCGGUGCAGGCGCAGGCGGUCAAUACUCUGUGCUCUUCGGCAUCGCUGAUGAUGCUCCCACAAACGGCGUCAAGACCAACGGCGCUUAGACCUUGACACGAGGAAUGAAUUGACGGAGGAAUCUGGGAUUUUCCAUAUCAGCCCUAUUCUUAAUUACGUUGCUGAGGGCAGCUUUCCAAUAUUUGUACUUUAACGUCGGCGGAUGCAUGAUGAAUCGGAUGGGCGGAUUCUGAGUGCGGUUUAAAAAAACAACGUUUUUCAUGAUCAAGGAGGAUGCAUUCUAUUUUGAUGCCUUUGCAUGCUGGUUUGUGGUAUAUAGAUGGUCACGAUGUCUUUGCAUAUCUGAAAGUUGCUUUUUUAAGAGUCUCAACGCUAACCUGAACCUUCUGUCCCUGCUUCUUUUUAAUCGUGACAUACAAAAAUAAUUAUUCUAGUACAAGGGAGCAUGUCCCAGUUUGUGUAACUUGCGUCUCCCCAUCUGAACGCCUACCAUCCCUCCAUCAUAUCUUCGCCGCGAGGGCGUUAUCAUGUACAGCGUCGAGUUUCCGCGCGCAGAAAACUCCCAUCGUGUCAGAACCAUUUCUGCAACGUGUCGUUACUUGCUUUAUGCGUUGAGCUUAGCAGCAGCAUUGGAAAACGUUCCACUUCCCCGGCUGCUGAAAAUACCCAUGAUGCCGAAUCCAACAUAGAACAGCGCAAGGGGAUACGCAACCAGUCCUCGCAUGCGCUUCAUCUGACCCACCGCGCAGAACAUCCCGCUCGCGCUAUAAGUACACCAGAGAAUAGCUGCCGUGGUCGCGACAAU